ACAAGGAAGUAGGAAAGGAAAAUUUCUGCCAUACUUCUCUUUAUGAGUGUUUUUGUACAAAAAAAUCUACGUCAUCAUGGGAGUUCGAGGACUCUACAGUUAUGUUAUGGGAAAAAAAGAUUUUUUUCAGGAGGUGAAGGUUCAAGAUACGAAGCUCAUCAUUGAUGGAUCAAAUAUCCUCUACUAUCUGGCUUUCUGGCCCACCUUGGAUCUGCAGCAUGGGGGGGAUUAUGAUGCCCUUGCUGACACAAUUAGAAUUUUUUUCAAAGCCCUUUCCAUCUGCAAAAUAAAACCUUUUGUAGUGUUAGAUGGUGGAAAGGAUUACUCAGGCAGAAAGUUAGACACUGUCAAGCAGAGAGCCCAGCAAAAGAUCAAGGAAGCACAUGACAUGUCUACUGGAAAAAAGCAGGAAAUUAUGCCCCUGCUCAUCAGAGAGGUCUUCAAAGAGGUCCUCUCUAGCCUCCAGGUGCCCUUUGUUCAGUGUAUGGCUGAAGCUGACAGGGAGGUUGCCUCCCUGGCCAAUGAGUGGAGCUGUCCUGUGCUGACGUUAGACAGUGACUUUUUUAUCUUUGACCUGAAGGGGGGGUGCCUCCCUGCUAACCAUUUCCGAUGGGAUAAAGUGACUGAAUGCAGCAAGUACAUCCCAGCCCAAAUGUAUUCUGCUGACCGUUUCUGUGCUCACUUCAGGAUGAAGGAAGAGCUCCUCCCUCUCUUUGCCACCAUGUGUGGGAAUGACUGGGUCCAAUCUCAGGCCAUGGCUGGAUUUUUCACUAAGAUGAAUUUUGCAAAAAAGGUUGGGCUUUCCCAGAAUCAUCAAAAGAUAGAUGGCCUAUUUCACUGGCUGGCAGGCACUCCUGGGUGA
Molecule: messenger RNA, 862 nt
Organism: Paramormyrops kingsleyae
Lineage: Eukaryota; Metazoa; Chordata; Actinopteri; Osteoglossiformes; Mormyridae
Source: RefSeq, a predicted model, not a curated record